AUGGAGAAAUUUCACCACCUUUCCCCACUUGGACUUGUGCUGUUAUGCUUUCUUUCAGCUUCCUUCGCCAUGUUCCCGACCAAUAUUACCACUGAUCAGUCAUCUCUUCUUGCCUUGAGAGCUCACAUUUCAGUUGACCCCCAACAAAUCUUGGCCAAAAACUGGUCUGUUAGCUCUUCAGUGUGUGAUUGGAUUGGAGUAUCUUGUGGCUCUCGUCAUCGUAGAGUGACUGCCUUACACAUUUCAAACAUGGGUCUUAUGGGCAUCAUCCCUCCACAACUGGGAAAUCUCUCAUUUCUCGUCUCUCUUAACAUGAGUAUGAACAACUUCCAUGGAGAGCUGCCACAUGAGUUUGCUGGAUUGCGCCGAUUAAAACUAUUUAAUUUGAGCUUCAACAAUCUUGUAGGAGAGUUCCCCCAGUGGAUUGGUUCAUUUUCCCGACUUGGUCGCUUGUCCCUUAGAAACAAUAGUUUCACUGGUCUUAUCCCUUCUUCCAUCUCUAACCUGACAAAGCUGGAGGAGAUAAAUCUGUCGUUCAACCCUCUGCAAGGAAACAUUCCUACAGGGAUUUUCAAUAUUUCCUCGCUGCAAGCGAUUAUCCUAACGGGUAAUGGCCUACCUGGAGAUAUCCCAAGUGAUAUAUGUCACAAUCUUCGGGGACUAAGGUUCCUUGCCCUGUCACUAAAUAAGCUAAAUGGUCAAUUACCAUCAAGUUUGGGUCAAUGUUCAGAACUUCAGGCGCUUUCUUUAUCUCACAACGAAUUUAGAGGUUCCAUACCGAAAGAAAUUGGAGACCUGAAGAAGAUUGAGUUCCUAUAUUUGGGUCACACCUAUUUAGAAGGUGAAUUUCCAAAAGAAAUUGGUAAUUCAACUAUGAUGAAAAAACUAGAUACUCGAUAUGCCAAGUUAUCAGGUGUAAUACCACGGGAGAUUUGUAACUUGUACUUUCUUGAACAACUCACCUUGCAAGUCAAUAGUUUAAGUGGUUCCAUACCAACAGAGAUCUUCAACCUCUCAAAGUUACUUAUUGUGUCUCUUUUGGGAAAUCAACUUUCAGGCAAUCUUCCAUCAACAUUAUAUCACAGGCUUCCCAAUUUAGAAGAGCUUUACCUCGACCUUAAUUACUUUUAUGGAGUAUUACCUAACUCAAUCUCAAAUUCUUCUAAACUUCAUAGAGUAGGCUUUUCUUAUAACAAUUUCACGGGUCCAAUUCCCACUUCCAUGGGAGAUCUGAGGUUCCUUCAAGUGCUGGAUGUAAGCAACAACCUAUUAGUGAGUGACUCCUCAUCUCCAGAGUUGAGCUUCAUCACUUCAUGGACAAAUUGCAAAAAUUUGACAUACUUACUAUUGAGUAACAAUCCACUAAAUACGAUCCUUCCACAUUCGGUUAGUAACCUUUCAACUUCCCUCGAGAGGUUAACUGCAGCAGAUUGUAAAAUCGAGGGCCGAAUUCCAGAUGGAAUUGGAAACUUGAGUAGUUUGAUCCAGUUAGAUCUAUCCAACAAUGAGUUAACUGGGUCAUUGCCAGCUAGGAUAAUAGAUUUGCAAGAGCUUCAACUGAUUGAUCUUAGUAUGAACGGACUAAGCAACGUCCUCUUAUAUUUUCUUUGUGCUUUGCACAACUUGAAUACAAUAAAUCUUGGACAAAAUCAAAUUACGGGCUCAAUUCCAAGGUGCUUGGGAAAUCUUACUUCCCUAAGGUAUCUUAACCUAAGUUAUAAUGGACUAAAUUCGACCUCUCCUGAAGAAAUAUGGAACCUAAAAGAUCUCUUGGAGCUUGACCUCUCCUCAAAUUUGCUGAGUGGAUCUCUGCCGCAAGCAAUUAUGAACAUGAAGAUGGCAAAUCGGAUAGAUUUGUCAACCAAUCAGCUCUCAGGUGGCAUUCCUGACUCAAUUGGAGAUAUGCCGAACCUGCAAAAUCUUUCUUUAGCACACAACAAAUUGCAAGGAUCAAUCCCAAAGUCGAUUGGUAAGAUGUUAAGCUUGGAAUCAUUGGAUCUAUCACAUAACUUUCUCUCUGGAUCAAUUCCAAUGUCAAUGGAGAACCUUCGGUAUCUUAAAUAUAUCAAUGUCUCUUUUAACAAUUUAAGUGGUGAAGUUCCUUCCAGAGGGCCUUUUAUGAGCUUCACUGCCCAAUCGUUCACUUCAAAUCAAGGACUCUGUGGAGCUCAAAGGUUUCAUGUGCCUCCAUGCCCAAAUAUUUCAGCUCACAGAUCGAGAACAAAAAAAGUGCGUCGAAUGAUUUAUAUUCUACUAGGGGUGAUAAUAGCAAUGGGAGCCUUGUCCUUUGGAUUUGUUUACCUAAGAUAUCGAAGGAAAGAUAAACAUCCCAAUGGAGCCAAUUUAUCCUUAGUUGCAAUGCCAGAAAGAAUUUCAUAUUUUGAACUUCUACAAGCAACUAAUGGGUACAAUGAAAGCAAUUUGUUGGGGGCUGGAAGCUUUGGAUCUGUUUAUAGAGGCACUCUUGAUGAUGGAAGGGUCGUGGCUGUUAAAGUAUUUAAUUUACAAGUUGAAGGAGCAUUUAGGAGUUUUGAUGUAGAAUGUGAAGUGCUGCGCAAUCUUCGCCAUAGAAACCUCACAAGAGUCAUCAGCAGUUGCUCUAACCCUGAGUUUAAGGCAUUAGUUCUUGAGUUCAUGCCUAAUGGGAGUCUUGAGAAGUGGUUGUACUCGCACAACUAUUUUCUGGAUUUGAUGCAGAGAUUAGACAUAUUGAUUGAUGUGGCAUCUGCAUUGCAAUAUCUCCACUAUGAGUAUGCAACUCCAGUAAUUCACUGUGAUCUGAAACCGAGUAAUGUGCUGCUGGAUCAAGAAAUGGUUGCCCAUCUAAGUGAUUUUGGCCUUACAAAGUUUUUGGGCACAGAGAACAGCAUCACAUACACCGAAACACUAGCCACACUUGGCUAUCUCGCACAAGAGUAUGGGUUGGAAGGAUUGGUAUCAGCAAAAUGUGACAUCUACAGUUUUGGAAUUAUGAUAAUGGAAGUCUUCACAAGAACAAAUCCCAACAGUGAAAUAUUUGGUGAAAAAUUGAGCCUGAAGAGCUAG
Messenger RNA from Coffea eugenioides, 3045 nucleotides. Its product is annotated as receptor kinase-like protein Xa21. NCBI's taxonomy places the organism in Eukaryota, Viridiplantae, Streptophyta, Magnoliopsida, Gentianales, Rubiaceae. The coding region runs from base 1 to 3045 and encodes 1014 amino acids. The record is from RefSeq and is a predicted model, not a curated record. Gene Ontology annotation, molecular function: protein kinase activity; ATP binding; protein binding. Gene Ontology annotation, biological process: protein phosphorylation. The transcript is spliced from 4 exons.